GUCUUACUGACUCAGAUACACACACAAGUGUGACACAAAAAAAAAGCACUCUUGAGAGCUGAAAAAAAACUAGAAAACAGUACAGAAGAAUUUUUGAUCCAUUCAAAAUGGAUUACUGGUCUCCUUCUUUCUCUGAUGAUGAAUUCAAGAAACUUGUCCUUCGAAUGAACCCCCCAAGGGUUACUGUUGAUAACACAUCUGACAAGAAAACAACUUUGAUCAAGGUUGAUAGUGCUAAUAAAAGAGGAAGCUUGUUGGAAGUGGUUCAGGUUCUUUCUGAUUUGAACCUUAUAAUCAAAAGAGCUUAUAUAUCUUCUGAUGGGGAAUGGUUUAUGGAUGUGUUUCAUGUUACUGAUCGAUAUGGAAAAAAGCUCUCUGAAGAUAAUGUCGCUGACCGCAUUCAGCAGUCACUGGGACAGAGGGGGAGCCGCAGCUUCCGGUCUUUGGAAAGAUCUGUGGGUGUUCAAUCUGCUGCAGAACACACAACCAUUGAACUGACGGGGCGAGACAGACCAGGAUUGCUUUCAGAGAUCUUUGCUGUUCUUGCAGACCAUAAGUGUAAUGUUGUAGCAUCAGAAGUCUGGACUCACAAUUCAAGAAUGGCAUCAGUUGUUUACAUAACCGAUGAAGAAAGCAGGUUGGCAAUAACUGAUCCUGAGAGGCUUGCCAAUAUCAGGCAACUGAUGUUGUAUGUUUUAAAAGGAGACAGAGAUUUGUGGGGUGCCAAUACAGCAGUUUCUGUUGGCUCCACUCAUACUGGAAGGAGGCUACAUCAGAUGAUGUAUGCUGAUCGUGAUUAUGAUAAAGAUGAUACAGAUUGUGUAUCGGUUGACAAUAGGAAACCUCUGGUAACUGUAGAAAGGUGUGCAGAUAAAGGGUACACAGUUGUGACUUUGAGAUGUCCAGACCGUCCUAAGCUGCUCUUCGAUGCAGUGUGCACAUUAACUGAUAUGCAGUUUGUAGUGUAUCAUGCUACCAUCAUUGCUGAAGGACCUGAUGCUUGUCAGGAAUAUUACAUUAGGCAUAUGGAUGGGUACCCCAUUAGUUCUGAAGCGGAGAGGCAACGUGUAAUUCACUGCUUGGAGGCAGCUAUCAAGAGGAGAACUUCAACGGGAAUAAGGCUGGAAUUAUGUGGAGAUGACAGAAUUGGGCUUCUAUCUGAUGUAACUCGCAUAUUUAGGGAGUACGGUCUUUCUGUUUCCCGUGCAGAGGUCAUGACAAGGGGCACACAAGCUGUUAACGCGUUUUAUGUGACUGAUACAUCAGGUGGUCCAGUUAAAAAUGAAACCAUCGAGGCUGUCCGGAAAGAAAUAGGUGUAACCAUUCUUCAAGUCACGGAUGAUCUCUACUCGGGUGCACCUCCACAGCAAACUUCCAGGUUCUCUUUAGGUAAUAUAUUAAGAUCAAGAUCAGAGAAAUUUCUCUACAACUUGGGAUUGACAAAGUCAUAUUCCUAACUUUAUUUCUAUUUCAAACUUAACUAACAUGUAAAGUUUGAAAUAGAAGUUCAUAGAUAGGCAGAGGCCUCUGCUGCCAGUUUCUGCUAGUGCUUAGCAUAGAUGUUCUUAGUCAUAGGCCAAAACUUUUAUUUCCAUUGCAAACUUGUAAAGUUUAUACUAAGCAAAUGUACAGCA
Molecule: messenger RNA, 1634 nt
Organism: Solanum verrucosum
Lineage: Eukaryota; Viridiplantae; Streptophyta; Magnoliopsida; Solanales; Solanaceae
Product: ACT domain-containing protein ACR4-like
Exons: 7
Coding region: 108-1457 (449 amino acids)
Source: RefSeq, a predicted model, not a curated record